AUGGCAGCUUCUCAGGGACGGCUGACGUUCCAGGAUGUGGCCAUAGACUUCACUCAAGAGGAGUGGGAAUGCCUGGACCUCGGUCAGCGGGAAUUGUAUAGGGACGUGAUGUUAGAGAACUACAGGAACCUGGCCUCCUUGGCAGGUCUUGUGGUCUCUAAGCCAGACCUGAUCACCUUUCUGGAGCAAAUGAAGAAUCCCUGGGAUGUAAGGAGACUGGAGAUGCCAGCCAUGUACACAGGUGUCUGCUCCAGAGGCUGCCCCAGAGCAUAG
Molecule: messenger RNA, 273 nt
Organism: Cervus elaphus (red deer)
Lineage: Eukaryota; Metazoa; Chordata; Mammalia; Artiodactyla; Cervidae
Product: putative protein ZNF720
Exons: 4
Coding region: 1-273 (90 amino acids)
Biological process (GO): regulation of DNA-templated transcription
Source: RefSeq, a predicted model, not a curated record